GCCUAGCUAACGUUAGCACUUAGCAAGCUAACGUUACUUAGCGGCUAACUGUUAGCGUCUCGAAAUGUUGCUUUUCCUACGGUUGUUUUUAGCCUCGUGUGAGCAGAUACCACAGAAAACACAAUUUGGGAUGAGAGCCUUCCUCCCUGGAUUACUGCCCUUCUGUAUUCAGAAUGAGAGACAUAACGGUGCCUGAGGAUGCCAGCAGGUGAAAGUGAAGUUCGGGCAAGGACCCGGGAAAGAUUCAAUGAAGUCUUCAAGAAAUACUCUGAUUCACUGAAGAAAAAGUCAAAGAAGAAAAACACUGAAGCUCAGGAGACCAUUGUGCUUCAAAAUCUAAAAAAGAAUUUGAACCUUGAGAAGGACACAGAAGAAGAUGAGACCAUCCUCCAGAACACGUAUGACCCUGAACAGGGCAGCCCUCGCUACACAAAAAAUAAACGAAGGGAGAAGGAAACGGCAGAAAAGAUUAACAUCAACAACAGUAAAAACCAAGAGGAGGCUCCAACACCUAAAGGCAAGAAGAAAAGUAAAAGGGAGCUUCCCUCCCUCCCACCUGAGGACACUAGUUACAUCCAGAAUGAUACAGAUGCUUCCAAGUCUGAGAUUGCUUUGGAGCCAGAUGACGUAGGUGGUAGAAAAGAACCAAAACGAAAAAGUAAGAGGGGGAAAAGCAAAGGAGAUACAGAGGCCAAGGCAGAGAGUCAGGUGGAGGAUGCAGAGGACAAGCUGCUGCAUGAAUACCAGCAGCAGAUAGCACAGGAGGAGGAGAGGACUUCAAAGAAGAAAAGCACCAAGAGUGCAGAUGAUAGUGUUGUCUCCCAAACCGUUCCCCUAAAUAAUGACGUUGGAAAGAAGAAGAAGAAAAAGCUGAAAUCUGUAAUCACACAGUCAGAAGUAUGGGAUGAAGAUGCCGACCAGGAUGCUGAUGUGGACAAUGAAGCAGAAUCUAAGGGAAAGAAGAAAAAGAAGAAGAAAAAACAUGUUGUCAAAGAAGAGAGUGAUACAGAGGCAGAAGUACCACAGAAGCCAACAUUUGAUGACAGCCUUGUACUGGGAGUGUACAUCCACAGGACAGAUCGCCUCAAAACAGACCUGCUGAUCUCUCAUCCCAUGGUGAAGAUACAUGUUAUCGAUGAAAACACUGGACAGUAUGUGAAGAAAGAAGACUGUCGUCGACCCGUCUCCUCAUUUUAUGAGCAAGAGAAUGUUGACCACAUUAUCCCCAUCAUGACUCAACCUUUUGACUUCAAGAAGAACAAAUCAAUCAUCCCUGAGUGGCGAGAACAGAUCAUCUUCAAUGAACGCUUUGGUUACUUUGUUGAACAAAAUGAUGACAGCCCCAGAGUUGUACUCCUUUUUGAAAUCCUGGACUUCAUAACCAUGGAAGAAGCAAGAGCCAACGUUGAUGUUGACAAGCAUGAGCGAGGAUUCAGAAAGAUUGCAUGGGCAUUCCUUAAGCUCGUUGGUACAAACAGCGUGCUGAAUAUCGACAGUAAACUUCGACUUCAGCUCUUCUGCCCUCCCCCUCGGGCAAAGAGACAACCUAAAACAAUAGAGGUGGUUGAGUGGUGGAGGAAGUACCCCCGAAACAAAUACGCAUCCACCCUUUAUGUUACAGUGAAAGGCAUUAAACUUCCAGAGCAUGUGGACCCCUGUAUUCGGUCCAUGAUGGCCCUGCAGGAGGAGAGGGGCAGCACCUCCUACAGCGAACUGCAGAAUGAGGUCAACAAGAGAAGCCUGAUGCAGCCUCUAGACAGCAAGCCACCACCCUUGAGAUGGAGCAGGCUGCCUGGCCAGGUCUGCAGGAUACCUAACAAGUCCAUGCAGGUUUUCCGUGGUGGUAAGAUGGGCUGCUUCGCAGUUCUCUUCUCUCACGCUGGGACAAUACUGGCUACAGCUUGUGCUGACAGAGAUGCUUUCCCUGUGAUAGUGUAUGAGAUUCCUUCUGGCAAGGUGUUGGCUGAAUUCAUCGGCCAUCUCAAAAUAGUCUAUGAUCUCUGCUGGUCCAGAGACGAUCGGAGCCUUCUGUCUGCCUCCUCUGAUGGAACUGUCAGAGAGUGGAACGUGGAGAGGCUUCAGCAGUCGGCCCAGAAGGUGCUCCCUCAUCCCUCCUUUGUGUACUGUGCUCAGUACCACCCCACGGCCCAGAACCUGGUGGUGAGCGGGGGCUACGACUCUCUGCUACGUGUGUGGAGGGUCGAUGUGGAUGAAGUGAAUGGCCAGCUGCUGCAGGAGCUCGAGGGUCACAACAGUUUCAUCAACUCAAUUUGUUUUGACUCUGAAGGAAGGAGAAUGUUCUCUGCAGACAAUACAGGCCUCAUCCUUGUGUGGAAAACUACAGUAACCGACAGCAGGCGGCAUCAGCCGUGUCAUCGCUGGUGUAUAGAGAAGCAGAAAAUUGAUGAGAUUGACCUCGGUGGCAUCCCUGUCAACAUGCUGCAGCUCCAUCCGAACGGGCGGUGCCUGCUCAUCCAUGCCAAAGACAGCGUCCUGAGAAUGAUGGACUUGAGAAUACUGGCUAUAAAGAAGUACACCGGAGCCACAAACUACAGAGAGAGGAUCUACAGCACUUUCACGCCAUGCGGGAACUUCAUCUUCUCUGGUAGUGAGGAUGGGAUGGCUUAUGUGUGGAAUACAGACACAGGUGACCAAGUUGCCGUCUACUCUGAGCUUUGUUAUUCCACUGCUCUCCAUGGCGUGGCUUUCCACCCUCACGAAAACAUGGUUGCUUUCAGUGCCUUCGGUCAGUCCCAGCCUGUCCAUGUAUACCUGUACGAUCGCAAAGUUUCCCAGCUGGAGGCGCACACCAUAAAAGCUGCGAGCAGAUUAUCUUCUACAGACACCAAAACCAUCAGAAACACACCUGACACCCCAGCACUGCAGGACACAUCUGCCGCUGCAACCAUUGAUCAGUUUGCCCAAGCAACAAGACUUGCAUUGAAAAUGCAGUGUGUUAAGGAGCAACUGGAUUCAGUGCUUGAUCCACAUCAGAGAUCUUCAGCUUCUGGAUACAUGUAUGAGCAAGACAAAAUGAGCAUUACUCACUCAGGGAGGAGUUUCACAACUGACUCUGUCACAACGGGAUUAAAUGCUUCGUUGCCGCCUCCGUCUCUCCUGUCGCCGCACUCCAAGCUGCAGCUCUCUGGUCCUCUAGCGGAGCAGCUAAUCCCCCAGGCGGCUCUGAGCGCCCAAAACCGUGGGUUCAGUCCAGUCGGUCAGCGUCUAAAAGGAGCUUCAUCUUUCAGGCUACAGACAAGCCUUCCCGACCACAUUUCUUCAGGCAUCCAGGAAACAGAUUCUGCCCCUGUUCAACAAGUAGUCGUCUCGCUCUAUGACUACAGAGCUAAUCGGUCUGAUGAGCUGACUAUACGCCGCGGUGAUGUCAUCCAAGUGCUGUACAAAGACAAUGACAACUGGUGGUUUGGGCGUCUGGCCAACGGGCAGCAGGGAUAUUUCCUUGCUUCUUAUGUGGCAGAUCAGAGAGAUUUCAGUGAAGAGGUGACUCAGUCUGUAGAGGCACAUGCAGCCUUGUCUGAGGGGACUGUUGAGAGGUCAACACCAACCAGGGUGUCUGCUGCAAUUAGUUCUUCUGGGGAACUUAGGUUUCUUUCUGAGCCGACCCUUUCUGACACCGAGCCUGAGCUGACUGAUGCCAGAGCUAGAAGGAAAAAGAAGGUGAAAAAGUCAGGAGUCCCCGCACCUUCGUCUCAGGCCACAUUUUCAGAUGCAGAUGCUCCGGUGUCAAUGAGCACCAGGAGGAGAGGCCGGUCAGCAGACAGACCUCUCCCAAAGAGACCAACGGGCCGGACUAAUGGUGCCUUCGAGCCAGACACAUGAUUGUUUUCAACUCGAGUGCUUUCACCUUUAUUCUGUUUCAUAUAAAAAGCAUUUUUGUAUUAAUGACCCUGCAGCUGUGUUGUAUUUUUACUGCUUUGUCUUUUUAUAUUCAGUCAGUAUGUUCUGUAUUGUAUUUAAUACAGAUCGAUCAAUGACAUGUAAAACUUUGAUAAUGAAUGCUUAAAGAAUUGAGUGAUUCUAGGAAUUCUAGUUUUACAUAUUUAUUGAUGUAAGCAUAUUUUCACUAUUGCACAUGUUGCAUGUUUACAGAUUAUGUAGAAAACAAAAUGUAAUAUUGUAGUUUUAUUUUCUUAGCCUGUAAAAGAUUGACAAAUUUUGUAUAUGCCACUUCUUCAGUUAUAUAAU
This is a messenger RNA of Epinephelus lanceolatus (giant grouper), 4206 nucleotides long. RefSeq names its product Abelson helper integration site 1 (gene ahi1). NCBI's taxonomy places the organism in Eukaryota, Metazoa, Chordata, Actinopteri, Perciformes, Serranidae. Gene Ontology annotation, molecular function: protein binding. The record is from RefSeq and is a predicted model, not a curated record. Gene Ontology annotation, biological process: motile cilium assembly. Gene Ontology annotation, cellular component: ciliary basal body.